Messenger RNA from Thrips palmi, 1206 nucleotides. Its product is annotated as mannan endo-1,4-beta-mannosidase-like. The record is from RefSeq and is a predicted model, not a curated record. The transcript is spliced from 7 exons. Bases 73 to 1035 code for a protein of 320 amino acids. Gene Ontology annotation, molecular function: hydrolase activity, hydrolyzing O-glycosyl compounds. NCBI's taxonomy places the organism in Eukaryota, Metazoa, Arthropoda, Insecta, Thysanoptera, Thripidae. Gene Ontology annotation, biological process: glucan catabolic process.
AAAUCAAGUCUAACCACUCGUACCGUUAUAAAUGGUGCGAGUGCUCUCAGGACAGACACUUGCAGAGGCAACAUGCUCAGGCAAACAGCUGUAUUCAUUUUGAUCGUGGCUGCGGCCUCUCAGGCUGUGAGCGGAGCCAACAAUGGGUUGAGAGUCUCUGGAACGCAGAUCCUCGACGCGCAGGGCAAUGCCUUCGUCAUGAGGGGCAUCAACUACGCCCACUCCUGGUUCAAGGACGACGCCGAGAAGUCCAUCCCGGCCAUCGCGCGCACGGGGGUCAACGUGGUGCGCAUCGUGCUGUCCAACGGGGAGACGUACUACAAGGACGACGCCGCCACCGUGCAGCGCCUGCUGGACCUGUGCCGCCAGAACCACCUGGUCGCCAUGCUGGAGGUGCACGACGCCACGGGCUCCGACGACGUGUCUGCGCUGAACCGCGCCGCCGACUACUGGAUCAGCCUCGCCGACACACUGCAGGGACUGGAGGACCGCGUCAUCAUCAACGUCGCCAACGAGUGGCACGGCUCCUCUGGAAAGGCCGAGGAGUGGGCUUCCGCCUACCGCUCCGUGCUGCCCCGGCUCCGCAGCGCCGGCCUGAAGCACCUCAUCGUGGUGGACGCCGCAGGCUGGGGCCAGGACGCCGCCGUCAUCGCCCAGAAGGGCCGCUCCGUCUUCGAGGCGGAUCCCGACCGCAACACCAUCUUCUCCAUCCACAUGUACGAGGUGGCCGGCAAGGACGAGGCCACUGUCAAGCAGCACAUUGACAACAGCCUGGCCAUCGGCGUGCCGCUCAUCAUCGGGGAGUUCAGCGACGCCCAGACAGGCAAGCCCGUCGACUACAAGACCAUCAUGUCGUACUGCAACGAGCGCUCUGUUGGGUGGCUCGCUUGGUCCUGGUACGGCAACAACGCCGACACCGCCAACAUGGACCUCGCCACCGGCCCUGCCGGCGAGCUGACAAAGCUGGGCAAGGAGAUCGUGAGCGGGACCCACGGUAUCCGCCUCACCGCCUCGCCAGUCAGCAUCAGCUGGUAGUGGAAGUCCUCUAUGCAGUUCCUCCGUCCGUCUCACAUCAUCCCGAAGAAAUGACAGGCAAAGACCUAUUCCAAGAUCGGUCUCAUGUCAUGGUAUUUAUUAGCAUGGAGGAUACGGAGCUGAUCAAUUUUAUGUCGAAUAAUAACGAUAUUAAAAUACGCUAGAAGCACA